AUGACAUUCACGGAGGCUCAUUACGUCCUCAAUUUUAUUUCAAAAAAUCUUGAACAUCUAAAUAGUAAUUAUGUAUAUUCUGGAAUGAAAGUUGAACUUGAAAAAUUAAAAAAUAAAGAUAUCAAACAAUCAAAUGAAGAUCAUUCACAAUUUACAAUCCAAAAUUCCUUAGAAAAAUGUCACCAAACAUUAUUUGCUUUUAGCUUUAUAGUUUCAAAAUACAAAAAGCACAAAGGAAAUAAAUGGAAUAUUUUUAAGGUUAUGUGUUCAAAUUGUGAAGAAAAAAGCUAUUUUGGUGAUGAAGAGAAAAAUGAAAUUUAUGAAUUUGUAAAAGAUUUAAGUAAAAAUGUUGUUGAAAAAUGCAAAUUUAUUGUUGAAUGGCAAAUUAAUUUAUAUCGUAAAUCGCUAGAUUACAAAUUAAAUUUUGGACACAAAUCAAAAGGAGAUGAGCAUUACAAGAAAAUAAUUACUGAUCUACUCACUCAAUACAAAAACUUUGUUGAUGUUAUUUGUAGCAACAAGCCUCAUGGUGAUGCAACACACCAACAAUCAUUUUCAACAAACAACGGUGAACAAUCCAAUAAAAUUAUUCCCGACAAGGAAAGUCACACAAAUUCCCAAUCAGUUCCUCUUAUUGAUCAACAUGUAGUUGCUGUUAAUAAUUUUUAUAAAAAUUUGAAUGAUAUAACAGCAAAAACUAAAAAAUUUGAAACAAAACUUGCUGAUAUUAAAAAAUAUAUGGGAAAGAAUAAAUCGGUUAAAAAUGAAUUAUACCAAAAUAAUUUUGCCGAAAUAAUCGAGGAAAAGAUGGAAUUUCUUUUAAAAAAUUGGGAGAAAAUAUUUGAGGAUAUUUUGGGAGAUAAAGAAGAAAUUAAAGAGAUUUUCAUGAAUUCGGGACAUCAAUUUGUUGGGUAUUGCCUUUCCCAACGAUUUCUUGAGGCAUUUAAUGAAGAUGGAGGAGUUAACAUUAAAGCAUUCAUGGACAACCAAUUACUACAAAAAUAUGCCCAAAAACUUGCUAAAAUUGUUAAAAAUACUCCUUUGGAUAUAAAGUAA
This is a messenger RNA of Meloidogyne enterolobii, 1056 nucleotides long. NCBI's taxonomy places the organism in Eukaryota, Metazoa, Nematoda, Chromadorea, Rhabditida, Meloidogynidae. The record is from the annotation of a GenBank genome assembly.